Molecule: messenger RNA, 1102 nt
Organism: Cokeromyces recurvatus
Lineage: Eukaryota; Fungi; Mucoromycota; Mucoromycetes; Mucorales; Mucoraceae
Exons: 2
Coding region: 21-773 (250 amino acids)
Biological process (GO): regulation of transcription by RNA polymerase II
Cellular component (GO): transcription regulator complex; PcG protein complex
Molecular function (GO): DNA-binding transcription factor activity, RNA polymerase II-specific; RNA polymerase II cis-regulatory region sequence-specific DNA binding
Source: RefSeq, a predicted model, not a curated record
UUUUUUUUUUUGUUAAUAUCAUGGACUCUACUUUAUUGAUUAAAAACGCUAGUGGCAAACAAUUUAGUCUUUUAAAUAACGAAGAUAGUAAGGUGAAUUCAAAAACAUCUACUUUAUCUUCAAAUUUUGAUCCUAGAAGAAAAUAUCACUGUAAUGAGGCUGGAUGUAAUAAAAGUUUCACGACUAGCGGUCAUUUGGCUCGACAUAAUCGCAUUCAUACAGGCGAAAAGAAUUUUCAUUGUCUUCAUCCUGGAUGUCCUAGUCGAUUCUCUCGUCAAGAUAAUAUGAUGCAACAUUAUCGUACUCAUCUUUGUCAAAAGAUGCGUCGACAAUAUCAAAAGAAAAAUACAAAAGAUAUGGGAAGGACUAAAAAGAAGCCUCAACUUUUUUGCCAUUCUUAUUAUGGACGUGAGGAUGAAUCAUCUUUACAACCUCUAACAGCAAGUUAUAAUAAAACUAUUACACCACAUCAUAAUUUGCCUUAUUCUAAAGUCAUUACAAAUCGUCCUAAACGCGCGCUUUCAACAUCUUCUACCGCAAGUUCUUCUUCUACAUUUUCAUCUACUUCAAUGCCUUAUUAUCAUGACCAACUUCAACCAGACCAUGACUACCCUUACACUCUCCUUCCACCACCACCAUUUAUUCCUUAUUAUCCUCAACAUAUUCAACCAGAAGAUAAUGAAUGCCAUCAAUAUCAUGAAUGGAUUCCAAAUACACAAAAGUCACUUUCAAAUCUAUUACAUUUAGCCAACAUUGUCAGUACCUUUGGAUAAACAAAUAUAUAUAUAUGCUUGGAUAUGCUAAUAUCAAUUUACGCCUUUUCACACUCUUAUAUGCACUCAUUUUAAAACUAUACUAUUUCUAUUUUAUAUUUAUGCCUCAUUUAGCAUUUUGUACUUUCUUUCAUAUUAUAUUGUAAAACUAGUAUUAUAUCAACAUCUUAACUUGUAUAAAUUGUAAAACCCUUCCCCCCUUUUUUUUGUAGUUGUUAGAUCAUAUACAUAUACAUAUAUGCCCUUUCCCUCUCUCUCUCUCUCUCUCUCUCAUUCUCUCUUCAUAUAUAUAAAUAUUGAAUUUCAAUAAUUAUGUUUAUAUGAUGUAU